This is a messenger RNA of Mobula hypostoma (lesser devil ray), 3348 nucleotides long. Its product is annotated as tropomyosin alpha-3 chain. NCBI's taxonomy places the organism in Eukaryota, Metazoa, Chordata, Chondrichthyes, Myliobatiformes, Myliobatidae. Gene Ontology annotation, cellular component: actin filament. Gene Ontology annotation, molecular function: actin filament binding. Bases 179 to 1033 code for a protein of 284 amino acids. Gene Ontology annotation, biological process: muscle contraction; actin filament organization. The transcript has 9 exons. The record is from RefSeq and is a predicted model, not a curated record.
UUCUCUCAGGGUGAGUUUCAGAGACAAGGGGGAGAUAUCAUCUGGGUGAGAGAGAUUCGAGCGGCCACUUUGCCACUGGAAAUCCUCCUUUCCUGCCCUCUCAAUCACUCCGCACCACCGAGCCUUACCUUUAUCUUCUUUCUUCUUUCGUCGCGAGGAGGCAAAUUAAAAAUACAAAAUGGAGGCCAUCAAGAAAAAGAUGCAGAUGCUGAAACUGGACAAGGAGAAUGCCCUCGACAGAGCAGAGCAGGCUGAAGCCGAUAAGAAAGCAGCAGAGGAGAGGAGCAAACAGUUGGAGGAUGAGCUGGCGGCAAUGCAAAAGCGACUGAAGGGUACAGAGGAUGAACUGGACAAGUAUUCAGAGGCCCUGAAAGAUGCCCAGGAGAAACUGGAACUGGCUGAGAAGAAGGCUGCUGAUGCUGAGGCGGAGGUGGCCUCUUUGAACCGCCGCAUCCAACUGGUUGAAGAGGAGUUGGACCGCGCUCAGGAGCGUCUGGCCACGGCCUUGCAGAAACUGGAGGAGGCUGAGAAGGCAGCAGAUGAAAGCGAGAGAGGAAUGAAGGUGAUUGAGAACCGUGCCCUAAAGGACGAGGAGAAGAUGGAGCUGCAAGAGAUCCAGCUGAAGGAAGCCAAACACAUUGCAGAGGAGGCAGAUCGCAAGUAUGAAGAGGUUGCCCGCAAGCUGGUGAUCAUUGAGGGUGAUCUUGAGCGGACUGAGGAGCGUGCUGAGGUGACAGAGUCCAAUUUGCGGAAAUUGGAGGAGGAACUUAGAAGCAGGGAUCAGUCUUUGAAAACCUUACUCGCGUUAGAGGAAAAGUACUCUCAAAAGGAAGACAAAUAUGAAGAAGAAAUCAAGCUCCUGACUGAUAAACUGAAGGAGGCUGAGACCCGCGCUGAGUUUGCAGAACGCACUGUAGCGAAGCUGGAGAAGACCAUCGACGAUUUAGAAGAUAAACUCGCUCGGAACAAGGAGGAGAACCUGAACAUGCACCACAUGCUGGACCAGACCCUGCAGGAGCUGCACAACUUGUGAAGCACUGACGGCCUCCCUGUCGCCUGGAUCACCUUGUCUCUCCCCCCUCCCCAAGCCCCUGAGCCCUGCGACCCACAGUGCCAAACAAUAUCCCAACCCCCCCCCCCAUCAAGGGCAGCAGGCGGAACAGAUCAAAGCCACGAGUAAAGGCAAUGAUGUGUGCAAUUCCCUGCCCGCUCACUGCUUUCCAUGUGAAACCACUGCUGCUUCGUGUUGCCUAUAGAACGAAUCUCUGUGCAGGGUGUUGGUGUGGAGAGGAGAUACCUUUGCAUACCUUUCCCCACUCCCCCACCACGCUACCUUGGUCAGUUGGAGGGAGAGGACUGCAGGAGGGAAUGGGGAAGAGAAUCCCCGUGUUUGGGAUACUGCAGAGGUGGACUGGGUUGCUGGCUGAAAGUUUCACCACUGGGUCUGACACCUUCACAGUGGCACAGCGGGCAGAGACACUGACUCGCUGCCUCAGGGACCUAGGUUCCAUUUCUGUCUCCGUUUACACAUUCCCUUGCAUCUCUCUCCCCUCCACCCCGCCCCAACCUCAGCAUUAGACAUCAGAGCAGAAUGCGGCCAUUCGGUCCAUCAAGUCUCUGCCAUUCUAUCAUGCCUGAUUUAUUUUCCUGCUCCUGCCUUCCCCCAUAACCUUUGACACCAUGUCUAAUCAAGACCCUAUCAACCUCCGCUUUAAAUAUACCCGGCUGUCUGUGGCAAUGAAUUGCACAGAUUCACCACCCUCUGACUAAAGAAAUUGCUCCUCAUCUUUGAUCUAAAUGGACAUCCCUCUAUCCUGAGGCUGUACCUUUUGGCCCUAGACUCACCCACUACUGGAAACUCUUAAUGUCCACACUUUCAAUAUUCAGUAGGUUUCAAUGAGAUCUUUCCUUCCUUCCCCCUCCCCCCAACUCCCCACACAAUUGUUCUAAACUCCAGCGAGUUCAGGCCCAGAGUGAUCAAAUGCUCCUCGUACAUUAACCCUUUCAUCAUUCUUGUAAACCACCUCUGGACCCUCUCCAAUACCAGCCUAUCUUUUCUUAGAUACGGGACCCAAAACUGCUCACAGUAUUCCAUAUGUGGGCAAGCCAAAGCCUUUCAAACUCUCAGCAUGAAAUCCUUGCUUUUAUAUUCUACCCCUCUCAAAAUGAAUUGCACUUGCCUUUUUUACUACCCACUCAACCUGCCUCCCCCUCCCUCCACACCCCCCCCCCGCCCGAGUGCUCUGGUUUCCCCCAUCAUUGUCUUCCCAACAAUAUGCAGGCUGUUUGAUGUAAAUUGGGUGAAAAAUAUCUUUGGAUUUCCUCUGUAUGCUUUAACCCAAAGCUGUUUUAGCCUCUGCUGUGGUGAAAAACUUCCCACUAUUAACCCCAUCUUGUAAUGUUAUAUACUCCCCUCAUCCUCAUCCACCCCAAGAAAAAUAAAUUCAGCCAAUCCAAUCUCUCCCCCAGCUCCAUCCUAAGCAGCACCCUGGUAAAUUUACUCGGCACCCUCCCUGUCAUGGCCUUUCUGCGGUGUGGUGACCAAAACUGCAUGCUGAGAUCUGACCACAUUCAGUGCCACAAUUCAAUGUCCCCUCCAGUAUAAUCACAUCCUUCUGACUUCCUCGGAGACACAAGAGACUGCAGAUGUUGGAACCUCUCUGCCCGUCCGACUCUAUCCGGCACACUCCUUUCCCCGAUGGCUCCCAUCCAUCGUCACCUUCCUAGUCAGAUUCCAGCUCUUGUGCCACCUCAGGGCGUCCCGAAACAAAGCCAGCCAGGUUCAUUUGGAGUGGGUAAUAUAGGCAAACCAAAAAUCUGGCCGAAGUAUAAACACAAGGGAUUCUGAAGAUGCUGGAAAUCCAGAGUAACACACACAAAAUGAACUCAGCAGGUCCAUAGGAGCAACUCAGGAUAAAUGGAAAACAGUCAACAUUUUGGGCUGAGACCCCUCAUCAAGACUUAACCAUUCGAGGUUUCGGCCUGAAACUUUGAUUGUUUAUUAAUUUCCAUAGAAGCUGCCUGACCUGCUGCGUCUCCAGCAUUUUGUGUGUGGUACUUUUCUUUUGAAGUAACAGAUAUUUUUAUAAUACAGGUCUUAGAUACAAUAUAUUUAUUUGAACUGUGUUUAAAACAAUGAAUUAAACCUGCAUUAAUUAAUAAACCCUGAGAGAAAUUAGAUUCAAAACAUGUGUGAGCCCUGACCAUAGAGUAUCAACCGUCUUCAGUGGAAUUAUGUGACUUAUAUUUGAAAGAGAGUUUUGUAACUUCGAUUUUUUUUCAUGUUGCAAUAAAGGACCGAUUUCUGGAAGCUGUUCCAAUGUGUGUUUAAUAAAGCAGAAUUGUUAA